GCCGUCGUCGAUCGGUCGGCAGUUCGCACAGAGUCCACUCCGUGGUGAAUGUGAAUAAGGUUCCGUUUUCAUUUCAUACGCCGUCUCUAGUGUUAUAUUUUUUUUAUAACCAUUAUCGCUUGUUUUGUGAGACGGCAUUCGAUUUUAUCGUCAUCCGACUUCUGCAAACCACACAAUAUGUCUAGAAGAACCGAUUUGGAUCUGAGCGAUGAUCAAAGAUUCGCUUUGAUGAAGUUGCGAAGAAGCGUUGCAGACUUAAAGUUGGAUGAUAAAUACGACGACUGCUUUUUACUAAGAUGGCUUGAAGCUCGAAACUUUGAUCCAAAAGAAGCAGAAGACAUGUUGAGAACAUCAAUGAAAUGGCGGGAAGAGUGGUCAAUUAACAAGGACGAUGGCUGGCAGCCACCCCAAGUGCUGGUCGACUACAUGCCGAGUGGUAUCAGCGGCUUCGACAAGGAAGGAUCGCCGGUUGUUGUGCUUCCGUUCGCCGGGUUCGACGUGUGUGGCCUGCUUAAGUCAGCACCGCCAAAAGACAUGGUCAGGUUUUUAGCACAAAAGCUAGACUCGUACUUAGAAGUGGCUAGGCAAUCGUCGCUGAAGCACGGUCCAAAAGCAUCGCAAGUGUGCUGCAUUGUCGACCUGACCGACUUUAACCUAAGACAAUUCACUUGGAAACCAGCGGCCGAAAUGAUAAUCAACUUGUUGCAAAUGUACGAGGCCAAUUACCCAGAAAUAUUGAAGGCAUGUCACGCGAUUAAUGCUCCCAAAGUGUUCACUUUUGCAUUCAACAUACUUAAAAACAUACUGACCGGCAACACAAUGAACAAAUUCAUAAUAUAUAAAGCAGACCCGAGUAAGUGGAAACCUGCGUUGGCCAGCGCCAUCGACAGCGACCAGUACCCAGCGUUUUUGGGCGGCGAUCUGAGGGAUCCUGAUGGCGACCCUAGAUACAUCACAAAGAUAAAUCAAGGCGGAAAAGUACCAAAGGAAUUAUACUCAAAAAAUGACAAAAAACUUACAAAUUCUGAUGACAUGACAUUAGUGAAUAUAAAAAAAGGCGAUAAGUUAUACAUAAAACAUACAGUUACUGUACCACAAAGUUUUCUAAGGUGGCAGUUCAAAACAGAGGGACAUGAUAUCAAAUUUGGUAUAUUAGCAACAGAUUCAGAAAAUAUACAAACAGUAGUGAUGCCGAUAAAGAAAGUCGCAUGCCACGAGUUUGAAGAAAUUGGAGUCAUCAAAUGCAAGCAUCCUGGAGAAUAUACGGUAGUAUUUGACAACAGCUACAGUUUCAUACGUGGCAAAAAACUCGCAUACAACAUUCGAAUCACAUUGCCUGUAAAAGAAAAAACCAUCGGUACGAUCGAUCAGAUGGUGAAUAUGGAAGAAUAAGUUACAUAAGAUCGGUGUAAAAUUAUAAUAGCAUUUAAUGACUAAUAAUAACCGUAAUUAUAAUUGUAUUAUACAAUACAUCUAUCGGAACCGUUAGAAAUUCAAAUCAAAUUAUAUAAUAUACUUUUAUAUAAAUAUAACUGAUAUUUUAAUUGUUUAGGUACCUAUACUAAUGUAUAGUAAUGGCCAAUACUCACUCAUUCUAUGCCUGGUAUAAACUUAUAAAUAUAAAAUAAAUUCAUGUUUGUCAUUCUAUGCCAUACAUUUAACAACGUAGGUCAUUAAGCAGUAUAAUAGGAUCAAUAAAAUAGUCGUGGUGCUAACAAAUGAUAAUAAACACGAUUAUUGAAAUUUGAUCAAAUUAUAACUAGGAGUCCACACUUUGCACGUCUUCUCGUACAUCCGUAAAUCAAAAUUUUUAUAAUUUUUUAGAUAUGUUUUAAUUUUUUUUUAUUCUAAUAGAAAAUAGGCAUACAAACUCGAGAAUAAUUUGUGUAUGUUUUAAAGUACAAUAAUAAUUAAAGCGUCUAACAAUAUAAAGUAUAACUCAUAACAUUUUCAAAAGAUGUGUUAAUAUAUUUUUUUAAAUACCAAAAUGUUAUGGAUAAUUAUUGUUGUCCUUCAAUCAAAAACUAGUUGAAAUAAUUUGUUGUAUGUAUAUUAUAUUAAUAUGUUAUACAUAAUCAGAUAGGUAUAUUAUUCAUGAUAACUAUAAAACCAAAACAAAAGAUCCCUUAAAAUACCAUAAUGAUAUAGAUAUAAGUGAUACCUAAGUUUCUAAUCUAGAUAAUGUAUCUAGGAGCUUUCUAUGAACUUUAGUAUUAAUUAUAAAUAAUUACCAUUUUGUUAAUGAUGUAAGUAUAAUGUUGUUGAAAUUAUUUUUCUAAAAUGUAUAUUCUGUUUUUUUUUUUUUUUGAGAAUUGUGUUAUUAAA
Rhopalosiphum maidis (corn leaf aphid) is the source of this 2325-nucleotide messenger RNA. RefSeq names its product SEC14-like protein 2. Gene Ontology annotation, cellular component: cytoplasm. The transcript is spliced from 9 exons. The coding region runs from base 178 to 1392 and encodes 404 amino acids. Lineage: Eukaryota; Metazoa; Arthropoda; Insecta; Hemiptera; Aphididae. The record is from RefSeq and is a predicted model, not a curated record.